Messenger RNA from Centropristis striata (black sea bass), 3801 nucleotides. RefSeq names its product storkhead box 1 (gene stox1). The transcript is spliced from 4 exons. Gene Ontology annotation, cellular component: nucleus; cytoplasm. Lineage: Eukaryota; Metazoa; Chordata; Actinopteri; Perciformes; Serranidae. The record is from RefSeq and is a predicted model, not a curated record. Bases 178 to 3435 code for a protein of 1085 amino acids. Gene Ontology annotation, biological process: positive regulation of transcription by RNA polymerase II. Gene Ontology annotation, molecular function: RNA polymerase II transcription regulatory region sequence-specific DNA binding; DNA-binding transcription activator activity, RNA polymerase II-specific.
CAGUCGGACGUCCACUGCGCCUCCGGUUCACUCGCUGCAGGAUCCAGACGCUCACUGGAGGAAUGUGCGGCAAAACACGGCGUUUGUUUGGAUUUCUAGAGGGGAGAACUCACUUUUAACACGUGCAAUUUCAUUCCUAGCAUGAUAGCUCCCUCCUGGAGCGGAUAAAGGUUAGAAAUGUCUCACCAGCAGCGGGUCGUCCAGCUCUCCGCCGCUUCGCUCGCCGUAGUCUUCGGGCCGGACGAGGAGAGUUUGCGCGCCGGCGGAGGGAAACUCAAUGCAAACACUACCAGUGGCCAGGAGAUUUUUGCGGACUUCAAGGCGCAAAACUUGCGCAGUUUUUGGAAUAAAAGACUCGUUAAGGCCAUUGCUGAAGUAUACUUUCAGGGAUGGAUGGAAAAUUUUGUGCUUUUCAUUCAAGGGAACGCGAACAACUUGGAGGUGCUGAGAGAAGCGUGGAUGCGCAGAGCUCUGAGGUCACCAAAGGGAUUUAUCAUUAAAGCUGUCGGUGACCUGUCCCCAGUGCAGAUGUCUCCCGUCCCCCAGUCCCAGUUCAUUCCCUUGUCAGAGGUGUUGUGCUCCGUCAUCUCAGAUAUGAACUCAUCUCAGAUCACCGUCAACCAGGAAGCACUUAUCAAUUACAUGAGCAAAGCCCACCCAGGGAUAACCAUUCCCACUCAGGACAUCCUCUACAACGCUCUCGGCACUCUGAUCAAGGAGCGCAAAAUUUACCAUACAGGCGAGGGCUACUUCAUCGUCACAGCUCAGACCUAUUUCAUCACCAACACCAUGGUCCGAGAGAAGAACUGGUGGACGUCUGGCUCAGCAGACGACCCUCCCUCACCUCCUCCCAUUACCUACCUAUUAAACAAUGAAGCCUGUAUUGAGAGCAAUCAAACGCUUCCAGUGGCGCACUGCAAGUCUUGCAGCUGUUUCCAAACAUCCACUAAUAUCGCCUCCACCACUGUAACAGCAACCGUCCCUCCCUCCACAGUCCCAGACCAGCAUUCUGUCUCUUUUUCCAUCAGUGAAUGUACAGGAAAGAGCUUGAAGUGGCCCAAACCUUUAGAUCACAAACCCACAGUGCAGCAUCAGUCCACCUCAACCGCGGCAGACUGUCAGGCGAGUGAGAUCAGCAAAACUACAGCAACUACUAAUGCCACGGGCCGCAAAGAAAAAGACAACAAACCGGGGAGGAAGUUUGGUCUCAGUUUGUUUCGGAGGAAUGGAGGUAAAAAAGAGAAACCGAAGAAGGAGUAUGCAUCAUUUUCAGCCCAGUUCCCUCCAGAGGAGUGGCCAGUAAGAGAUGAAGAGGACCUGAACAACUUACCCCGAGACCUGGAGCACGCCAUCAUCAAACGCAUCAACCCUGAACUGACUGUGGACAACUUGACGCGCCACACGGUUUUAAUGAAGAAGCUGGAGGAGAGGAGGGAAAGGGGGAUAGACAGAGUGUUGGACAGGGGUCUGGAUAAAGAUGAUAUGGGAGUAGACAAGGGGAUGUCUACUGAGGUCCUAGCAUUCUCAAAGCCAAAGCAUCAUCACUCGUCUAAGGCCGGGAAAAGAUCUGCUCAGAAGGCCUCUCGCAGUAAGAGGAGGGCCCAUUCCUCCAGAGAGAAGCCGAAGGAAAAGGAGAAGGAGAGAGUUAAGAGUAAGGCUCCCAUAUGUGCAGAUGAUUAUCCAGAGGGGGAAGAUUUGAUCCCUGCGCGGCUCAGGGUGGAAAUCCCUGUUGAUGAACCAGAUCAAGUGGAAGAAGGUGGAGCUGUUGAGGGGAAAUCUCUUUAUAAAAAACGCAUUGAAAACCCUUUCCAGGCUCAUCCAAUCAAAGAUGCUGAAGCCGUUAUUCCUGCCACCAUCAACAAAGAGAGCAGAAGACGAGAGGUGAAAGAGGGCAAGGCUUCGGGGCCGGGGAGGAAGGAUCGGACGAGUCACCGCUCCAAAUCUUGGGACCCGCAUCGAGCCAAAUUGAACGUAGCAGAUGGAGAGCACGUGGGGAAAUCCCCUACAUCUGAGGACAGGUACGACUGCGUCCACGAUAGCGGCGAUCAUCUGUUCCAAGCAGACAUGAAGAUCAACAGAGAGCUGCCACCGGACUACAGCUCAGCCUACCCACAGAGCAGCACGCUCCGGAUUGACGACAAAGUCAGACAUCAGAGGGAGGGAAACAGCUGGGAGAGAGAGGGUAAAAAUGGGCAUUUUCAGGAGGCAGAAUGUGAUCCAGACCACGGCCUAAUUAUAGAUGACAGCUUCACUAACAUCCAACAAUACUCCAAUGCCAUUCUCCCUACCCAUCCCUACGAUGCUGUGGUAAACCACUCAUACGACCAAACCCUGCCCUGGUCCAAGCCCUCUUUACAGCGCAAACACUCCCUCAGACUCUCCAACCCACAGAGGGAUGAUACUCCGAGGCCAGAGCUCUCUUCACACCAGCAGGCCUGUGAAACUACAACCACACAGGAACAACAGGAGAUAAGACACAACACUAUCAGUAACAGAGAGCAAAGGGCCUUGAGCCAGGAAGGAAGGCCAGAACUGAUGGCUGACAGUCCCACAACAGACACUGAUGGGUUUAUAGAGGACGACGAUAGACUCUAUCAGAGAGCGGAGGAGCAGGAGGAUGAGGAUGCCUGCAGCUCUUUGUGUCUGAACGAGGAGGAGAUGGUUGAUGCUGCAAAUGUGUACCGAACAGGUGUAGGGGACUACCAUGGGCACCAGCUGGUUUAUCAUGAAUCUGAGUUGCAGUAUCAGGGACCGCGCCGUCACUAUUAUAAUUCGAUACAAGAUUCAAGGGACAGCACUUUCAAGGAUCUCAUUCCCCCACUAAUGCACAGAGAAGCUUCGCUCAGCUCACCUGCAGAGACCAGCUGGAGGCUCCAUCGUCACCAUCAGAGGACUCGAUCACCAGGGACAAGAAGUGAAUCCAGCCCCAGGCAAGGCACGCUGAUCCAGGGGGAGAGAGGAGAGAUGAACCUUGAUUUAGAUUGUCCCGAACCAUCUGAAGUGGCAGACAGCAGCAUCUUCGACUACUGCCAGACCAGCGAGGUCGAAUCAGACACAGAGACUGUUCGAAAGUCAGCCGACGAGGGCGACGGUGAAUCUGCUCACUGGGUAGCGGAGGUGGAGGACGUGCAGGAGGACGUGUUCAGCGAGACGGGUGUUCUUCAAAGCCACAGAGCGGUUCUGAGCAUGCCCAGUGGAGCUAGAGGGGCAGAGAUUGGGGAAGUGGUAGAAAUGGGAGAGAACCAGAGCAUCACUGGAGACAGCGGUAUAGAUUCUCCUCGGACCCGCGUCAGUCUGGCUUCCAGUAACACCGUCAUCCUGGAGGGUCUCAAGAGAAGAGGCUUUUUACAGAACUUGGAGAAGCUGCAUUCGAAGAGCAGCACCAUCCGACCACAGAGCUCACUGCUGCAGCUGACUCCUGUCAUGAACGUAUAGCUGACAGAUCUCUUCACACAGCUCAGCAUGUGCUCGACUCUAUGCAACUGCUCAGUCAGAAACAUGUCCAAUAAGAGCAGUUUGCAAUUGGUUACCUUCAGAUACUGAUACCUAUUAAACAAGGAUCUGUGUACAAAUGUACAGUGUAUAUAAAUAUAUAUUUCAUUUUGUAAAUAAUUUUAAAGAUAAUAUGCUAUGCUGAUGUCUUUCACAGUGUGUAUUACCUGUUAAAUUCAUUUUGUAUCCUUUGUGAUGUAAAUGUACAGUGUUUCUUCCUAACCUGACUCAUUAGUUUGAAUAACAUCUCCUAGCGUCUCCUUUUUCCUUUGUCAUGUAGUAAUUACCACAAAUAAAGUUGUAUAUGUC